Messenger RNA from Lates calcarifer (barramundi perch), 2824 nucleotides. It is a transcript of the gene mpped2a, whose product is annotated as metallophosphoesterase domain containing 2a. NCBI's taxonomy places the organism in Eukaryota, Metazoa, Chordata, Actinopteri, Centropomidae. Gene Ontology annotation, molecular function: hydrolase activity. Bases 163 to 1032 code for a protein of 289 amino acids. The transcript has 6 exons. The record is from RefSeq and is a predicted model, not a curated record.
GUCGUGGUCGAGUUGGUCGGCCGGGUCGCUGCUGCUCCUGCUGCCGCCGCUACUGCUGGGAGAGUUCCUGGGCUUCUUGAGCGGCUCUGAAGGAUGACUGCUGCACGGCUCACUGCUGAAUCCCGGUGAACGAACGGCGUCUCAUGUCCAAACGGCGGAAGGAUGGCUCAUGGCAAAGUGACCAUCACGGUGGACGAGUACAGCUCCAACCCCACACAGGCCUUCACACACUACAACAUCAACCAGAGCCGCUUCCAACCUCCACACGUCCACAUGGUGGACCCCAUUCCUUAUGACACUCCCAAGCCAGCAGGACACACCAGGUUUGUGUGUGUUUCCGACACACACUCGCGUACAGACGGCAUCCAGAUGCCCUACGGCGAUGUGCUGCUGCACAUGGGCGACUUCACUGAGCUGGGCCUGCCCUCCGAGGUUAAGAAGUUCAAUGACUGGCUAGGUGGCCUUCCAUACGAAUUCAAAGUGGUGAUCGCUGGGAACCACGAGCUGACCUUUGAUAAGGACUUUAUGGCUGAGCUGGUCAAGCAGGAUUACUACCGAUUCCCCUCAGUCUCCAAACUCAAACCAGAGGACUUUGACAAUGUCCAGUCGCUCCUCACAAACUGUGUGUACCUGCAGGACUCAGACGUCACCAUAAAGGGAUUCCGGAUAUACGGGACACCAUGGACUCCGUGGUUUAAUGGCUGGGGAUUCAACCUGCCUCGGGGUCAGUCUCUGCUGGAUAAAUGGAACCUCGUCCCCGAAGGCAUCGACAUCCUGAUGACCCACGGACCUCCACUCGGUUUCCGUGACUGGGUUCCUAAAGAGCUGCAGCGGGUCGGCUGCGUGGAGCUGCUCAACACAGUCCAGAAGAGGGUGCGACCCAAACUUCACGCCUUUGGAGGCAUACAUGAAGGCUACGGGAUCAUGACAGACGGCUACACGACGUUCAUCAACGCGUCGACCUGCACUGUCAGUUUCCAGCCCACUAACCCCCCCAUCGUGUUUGACCUGCCCAACCCCACCAGCUCCUGAGACCAGAGGAUGAGGGUGGUGGGGAGGGCCACGGACAGGAUAAACUACUUUUUUUCUAUAAAUAUGUCAAGUAAAAGAGAAAAAAAAUUCUAAGUGUUUCUUUGCAAACUUUUUGGUCUUCUCUAAGCUGUUGUUGAGAUUGAGAAGAUUUGGAGAUGCGGGGUGGGGUGGGAAGUUUGUCUGGGUGGGUUGAAGGAGAAUAUCGGUGUUAGAUUUUUAAAAAAAAAAUUUGUGCUAACAGUGCUGGUUUCCCUCUCAGAUUUUUGUCUUUCUGCACGCAGGCAGUUUAGUUGCAGAUAUCAAGGCUUCCUUUGUGUUGUUCAGCAAGAAAAACAACUUUCACAAAGCAAGAUAAUCCAUGAGGAAACUUCGUGUUUAGUCCUGAUGUCAUCAUGCAGAGUUGAGCGUUUUUUAUGUUGGCACUACUUCGUACUCCACACUCCACUUCCUGUCAAUCACCUGACAGCCACAGGAAGAAAUGGAAACCUCAUCCAGGAAAUAAUCCCUCAGAAAUAUGUUGCCUUAGAGCAGAGUGCCAGGUAAGAGCAAUGGUGACUAUUUUGUGAUCCCGACUUUUUUUUCUUCAUGAUCACAGGGAAAGAAAACAUGAGGAAUAUUUACACACUUGUCCUCUCUGGCCUUCCAUACCUUACUACAUCUGUGUGUUUUUGUUGGGUGUCCUUUUUUUUUAGCUGACAGCAGUUCAUUCGGGAAGUUUGCAUUUAAAAAACAACAAAAAACAAGUGCUGAAUUUGGAGGAAAUGUUAAAAUGAGUCUGACACCGGUAUUCUCCUUUUCAGAGGGAUUUUGUGGUUAAACAAUCUUGCUCUUGAUAAAUAUUGGUCAGAUCUGUAAGAUAAAUGAUGCUUUGUGAAUUUGUACAAUUUCUUUAUGUUUGGUUUGCGUUGCCCGGACAAUGGAUGCCAUUGUUUUAUGUUGUAUCAUCUGAUAUUUUGCGAUUAGGUUUUCUCUUUUUCUUUGUUUUCAUUUGUUUGUUUUCUCGUCAGUUCCUCUUUUCUUAUUGGCUGACAGGGACGCUGCCUUAAACUAGCUUUAAUGUUCUCAGCUAGAGCCCCCACUCUCUGCGAGCUCAGAGAAAAGUCUUUAUUUAUUACCCAUCAUCCCCGCAAAACAACACCUGACUAACGCAGGGACAGGAAGCUAUCGAAUUACAGCCCCAGAAAAUAACUUUGUAACACCCCAUUAUGGAUUUCUGAUCUAAUUUGGAAAAUGUAUGUAUAAAAUAUAUAUAUAUUAUAUAUUCAUGUUGUAAAACAUCUGUACUAAAAGUUGUGUUUGACUAAAAAAGAAAAUCUGGUGCAUUUUUUUUUCUGUAUGCACCUGUCAUGUUUCUUUAAUGCUCCCAUCAGGCGCUCUUCAGAGUUUUCUUUAAUGUUUUUUGUAUCGACUCUCCCUGUAGGGUAGACAUUCAUUUUGGAUGAGAGAGGAAAAUUUGUCAGAGUCACAAUCCAACAGGUGCUGGUUGUUCCCAAUAACACACCUGCCUAAACAUUGUUAAGUUGUCCUUUAAAGUGUAAAUCUGAUAGUAUUUGUGUUUUAUUGCUUUUUUUUCUAAUUUUGCACUGUGUGUAAAUGCAAUCUUGCUAGCACAAAAAAAUGUUGCCAAUAGUUGUCUCAACUUUGCCGCUGUAAAUGCUCUUUUCGUGCUCUGUUCCUCUCUCGCUCUUUCUCUGAUUGUAUCCCUCUUCAUGGAAAUGUUAGUUCUCUUUCAGUUCAUUGUGAUAUAUUUAGCUGCCUUUAUAUGCAAAUAAAAUUGCAAGAUUUUUACUUA